AUGACCACUCGUGACGAACGCGACUUCCAUCCACCACCUAACCUUGCCGACGUUAAAACCACCAUUACAUCGUCACAACCACGCGAAAUCAUGUCUGACAAACGAAGGGCAUCAUCGACUCUGGCAGCAGACGCCCGCAAGAAGGCCAAGGGCGAGAUCAAGCCAUCGCAACUGUCGCUGUUUCUGGCCGAGGUUGUAGAUAAAAUCAAAAAGGAGGAAACCGAGAGCUACGAGAACGACGGAACUACACGACUGCUUGCUGGAGAGUUUCUGGAGCUGCCAUCGAAGCGGUACUACCCUCACUAUUAUGAGGAGAUCCAAAAGCCAGUUUCAUUCAAGGAAAUUGAUGCCAAAAUUGCUACCAAUGGUUACGUCAACAUUGACCAGUUUGAGAAGGACCUCAAACAGAUGGCCAACAACGCUGCAGCCUUCAACGACAAGGAUAGUGUAAUUGCUCAGGAUGCGCUUAAGAUUGCCAAACUCGGUGUGGCCGACGCUCGAAAGUACACAGGCGAGCAGGAAGAGGUCAACGACGACGACCUCAAGGACGAGAUUCUGGAACUCUUCUCAGACGCAGCCAUCGACAUUCUCAAUGAUCUGGCUACCUUCAAGUACAAGGCCAAGCGGACCUUACCAUGUGAGCCGUUCAUGGUUGAGCCCGACAGAGAUCUUUAUCCCGAUUACUACGAAGUGAUUGAGACGCCCAUGUCCAUUGCCAUUUUAGAGAAGAUGGUCAACAACAGAGAAGUCAAGAACUUCGAUGAUCUUGAGAGCAAAUUACAGAUCAUGAUCGACAAUGCGAAGCAUUAUAACGCCGACGGAUCGCCCAUUUACGUCGAUGCCAUUCUGGUUGAGAAGGCCAUUCCCCAAAAGGUGGAGAAGGGACGAAAGGCGUUUGGAGAGGAAAACCUGGCUACGCUGCACAAGUUCUUCAAACCCAAACAAAAGCUGAAACUGACAUUGAACAAGCCUGAGGCGACAGAAGAAGCUGAGGAGAAGAAGCCAGAGGAGCCUCUGACGGUGCUUCCUCCUAACGAGAAUCCUCUGCGAGCUCCUGGACGGGCUCCUCUGGUGCGUCUUCUCACCGUGCACUCUACUCUGCCUAUCAGACAGCAGCUCAAGCAGAUUCCCGAGAGCCAACAGGAUCCGUUCCAGAUCAACAUUCCUGCUUCCCCCACACACGCGCUUCAGAACCACACGUUUGCUCUGCCUGCGUACCACUCCACCAUCAGUGUGGACGCCGAGCUUGACAACUCACUAUACGAGCGUCCCUACAACCUACAAUUGACUCUAAACUCUGCUCGAAUCCAGCCCAUCUAUCUGCCGUCGAGUGCUUGGGGAUCCCAGAAGGAUCUGCAGGGGCGGUAUGAGCUCCGUUUGGCGCCUGGUCUUAACCGCGUUGACGUCAGUGUUGACGCGGCCCCUGCCAACGCUCCCCCUCAGCGUACAGCCCAUGCUCAGUUUGAGGAGCAUGAGAGAUUUACAUUGUGGGUUCAUCUUAUGUAA
Messenger RNA from Yarrowia lipolytica CLIB122, 1506 nucleotides. RefSeq lists its product as uncharacterized. Gene Ontology annotation, biological process: transcription elongation by RNA polymerase II; chromatin remodeling. Gene Ontology annotation, molecular function: protein binding; chromatin binding. The record is from RefSeq and is a predicted model, not a curated record. NCBI's taxonomy places the organism in Eukaryota, Fungi, Ascomycota, Dipodascomycetes, Dipodascales. Gene Ontology annotation, cellular component: RSC-type complex.